AUGACAGUGUAUAGCAAAACAGCCGACACUAGGCCGACAGCAGGCUUGUUGGACGAAUGGAUGGCCGAAUGGAACAUCGAUCAGCAUGAUGUAAUACGCACUCAAGUGCCCGAGCUUCAUCCGAGCAAGGGUAUGAAAACCUAUCACUCGCUAGAGGCACCCAGGAGGUGCAACCACUAGGCUUCUUUACGACAACCAAAUGGGGAGGUAACCAAGUAGUAUUUUGCGCCAAUGAUAACAUCAUACUUGUUACUGGCAUAAGGACUGCUUACAAAAUGGCGGUGACGGAAAGCAUUGAAUUUCGCUGACAGCACAGUACAGCAACUGCCUGGUAUAAGUUUUUUUUUUUUUUGUACCAGACUCUGGCGCUUUUCUCAUUUUGGUUUAUAACAAUAAUUAGAUGUAUGUAUAAGGAAGGGUGGGAUGAGAUGUCAGGACGUCAACGAAGUGGGGAGGGCGGGCACCGGAUCUUGGAAGAAAAUUCAAGCGGGAUUUGACGGACCAAUCAGCCAAGGAUGGCUAUUCUUUCCUAAUUGGGUCACAUCAGCUCGAUUUUUACCCCUUAAGAUAUCAGCCAGCUACCCUUGUUAAAGUAGCCCACGAGUCCACAACAUGCCUACUACGUACCUAGGUAGGCAUUUACUUAGCCGGUAAGAGAGAAAAAAGCCAUUUACCGUUCCUUUGACCCGAGCUUUGGG
Messenger RNA from Pyricularia oryzae 70-15, 698 nucleotides. RefSeq lists its product as uncharacterized. Bases 1 to 180 code for a protein of 59 amino acids. Lineage: Eukaryota; Fungi; Ascomycota; Sordariomycetes; Magnaporthales; Pyriculariaceae. The record is from RefSeq and is a predicted model, not a curated record. The transcript has 2 exons.